This is a messenger RNA of Aureobasidium melanogenum CBS 110374, 1782 nucleotides long. RefSeq lists its product as uncharacterized. The coding region runs from base 1 to 1782 and encodes 593 amino acids. Lineage: Eukaryota; Fungi; Ascomycota; Dothideomycetes; Dothideales; Saccotheciaceae. The transcript has a single exon. The record is from RefSeq and is a predicted model, not a curated record. Gene Ontology annotation, biological process: methionyl-tRNA aminoacylation. Gene Ontology annotation, molecular function: methionine-tRNA ligase activity; ATP binding.
AUGACUCCUCUGCUACGCUCUUCCGCCUCACGCUCCUGGCGACCGCAGUCGUUAUCUUCAAUAUGUGCGUCUCGUCUCGUACGCGCCCGCUUCCUGGCCACGACGUCUGCGACACAUGAAACCAAACCUUACUAUGUCACCACUCCCAUCUUCUACGUCAAUGCCGCCCCUCAUGCUGGCCAUCUAUACACAAUGGUCCUUGCCGAUGUCCUGAAACGAUGGCAGGUACUCAAAGGGAGGAAAGCAGUCCUGUUAACUGGCACCGACGAGCAUGGAAUGAAGAUUCAACAAGCCUCAGCAAAAGCCGGAAGCGAUCCAAAGCCUUUCUGCGACAAGGGUGCCGACAUCUUCAAGAACCUGGCUGCAAGAGCCGAGCUCAGCAACGACCACUUCAUCCGGACUACAGAUCCGGACCACAAAGAGGCCGUCGAAUACGCCUGGCAUUUGUUGAAUGAGCGAGGAUAUAUCUAUCAAUCCAAACACGAAGGUUGGUACUCGGUCAGCGACGAGACCUUCUACCCCGAAUCUCAAGUCCAUCUUGUGCUGGACCCUCCUACCGGAAGAAAGGUCAUGGCCUCGAUUGAGACUGGCAAAGAAGUCGAAUGGACCUCCGAGAUCAACUACCAUUUCCGACUCUCUGCUUUCCGUGACAAACUCCUAGCAUACUAUGCUGAGAACCCUGAAUGGAUCACUCCUCAGGCUAAGAUGAAGGAGAUUGUGUCUGCUGUAUCUGCUGGUCUUGAAGACCUGUCCAUUUCGCGUCCGUCUUCAAGAUUGACAUGGGGCAUUCGCGUGCCCACUGAUCCUACACAAACGAUCUAUGUCUGGUUAGACGCCCUGAUCAACUACGCGACAGCAGCUGGGUAUCCCUGGGCACCAGGCUCGGAACACACUGGCGGCUGGCCCGCUGAUGUGCAAAUCAUUGGCAAGGACAUUCUUCGCUUCCAUUGCAUCUACUGGCCUGCCUUCCUGAUGGCCCUUGACCUUCCUUUGCCAAAGCGUUUCCUAACACACGCUCACUGGACACUCGGCAAGCAAAAAAUGGCAAAGAGUACUGGCAAUGUUGUGAAUCCCUUUUUCGCUCUUGAUCGUUUUGGCACCGACACGAUGCGCUACUACAUGAUUCACGACGGCGGCAUCGAUAAUGACGCAGAUUACGACAACAUACACAUUAUUGAACGCUACAAGAAGGGUCUCCAAGGAGGUAUUGGAAACUUGACUGCCCGGAUCACUCGCGGAAAAGGUUGGAACGUUAGACGUGCUAUUGAAAGAUUUUCCGGUGACUACAAAUCUGCUUCGCCGUUUGGUCAAGGACAUGCUCGCGAAGCUGCGAUUGCAGAAUUCGAACAGCUACUUGUGGAAUUCCCACAAGCCGUGAACAGUCGCAUGGAAGCAUUGCGACCGAAUCUUGCUCUCAAGGGUCUGAUGGAUAACAUCUACGCGGCAAACGCUUUCUUGCAAUCACAAGCUCCGUGGGAUAUUGCCGCAGGGCUCAAGAAGGGAGAAUUGGUGCCCAACGCUUCAUCUAAAGAGGAUGCCGAACUUCAAAUGGACUACAUCAUCUUUUUGAGCACGGAGAUCUUGCGUCUUGCUGGCAUCAUGCUUCAGCCAGUCAUGCCUGCAAAGGCUAAGCAACUACUUGAUAUGCUUGGAGUUGCAGAUGAUAGAAGAGGUUUUGCAGAUGCCCAGCUAGGUGUGGACAAGGAUUAUGGCGUGUCUCGAGUACCACAGGGUAAAGGACAAGCAGGAGUUCUGUUUGCACCCCUGAUGAGCGAUUCUUAG